CCCAUAAUGCUCGAGGAAGGCUUCAGUCGUCACAAAGACAAGGUACAGUGUUGGAAGAGGAGCGUACUUGCCAAGUGCGAGCGUAGGAGCCCGGCUAUAACGAGCGAGUGAUUGAGCAAAGGAGAGUGCAGAAGCAAAGAGAGCGAAAAGGUUAUAUCAGCAAAAAAAACGUGUCUUAAGAAUAUCAAAGAACGUGAAUAGGGUGCAGCAGUGCGCGUACAUAAAAGUGUCCGCGUACGUACGGUUCAGUGAGAUCACGGAAGCGUCUGUACAGAAAAGAAGUCAUAAGGAAGAUUGUGGAGGGUGAAGUAAAUAAAAUCGAAAGAGGUUAUACAUAUGUGCAUGCGUCUGCUCAAAUAAUAUCAAAAGAGCGAGGCCCUUCCGUGCGUCAGCUACGGGGAAAAAACACAAACAAGUCGCGAGCCGCCAUCUUGUGGCUGCAGCUGUGCUUGGCGAGCGGCGGGGUUACGGACGAGGAAGAGUCGUAUAGAAAGAAGCCGAGGUAGAAGCAGAACGAAGAAAAGAGGACAUAUAGGAGUUUAUUCUUCUAUUGGAAUAGAAGCUCGUCGUUCCGGUGCUCUAGCAAAGCUAGCGGACUGUAAAGUGUGCGAGGGACGUUUGUGAUUGUGUCGUGGUGACCUACGGUCACCGGAUGUGGUCGAAUCAGCGACGAAGAGGAGGUAGAAGCGUGGCGAGGAUUAUUCAAAAAACCAAGACAACCGGACCUAGGUAGCAGUACGGGCAAAGCCACAUUUUACAGCAUCGUGAUUUGGAGUGUAACCAUCACGCUUUAUUCUUCGGUGUCUACACCACGUAUACCCGAUCGUAUAUAACGGCAGUUUGCGCUUACUGCGCAGUUAGCGUCUCCCGCAAAAUCAGUGAGUUUGUGUUUUCUUUCGCGAGUGAUUUGUGAGUGACAUUUAAAGAGGGGGGACCGCGUCAAGACAGACUCCAUCGCAUUACUAUCUCAUUCGUGAUUCACAGAAGGAGGCUGGAAGCCCGUUUGGCGGCCUAACUUAAAAAAAGAAAAAACGGCAUAUCUGAACCAUGACCAAUUCCACACCCAAGCUCAACGACAAGGUGGAGCGACAAGGUUCGCCCAACACCGGUAGUAAACGACAUCAUCGUACCACCGGUAGUAUAAAGUCCUCGACCUACUUUUCGGGAGGAUCGCGACAUUCUCGUAAUUCUAGCGGUAGGCUGAGCUGUAGUCCACCAUGUUCGUCAAAAAAUCUAAGGAACUCUCCGUUACGUUACGAGAGUCCACGUGGAAGUCCAACGAACAGCUUCUACGCCGGUGCAAAAUUCUCGGAGCCACCCUCGCCUGCCAGUUUACCAAAACCACCCAGCCACUGGACAACCAGGCUUAUGGCGGGCUGCCACCAAUCCUCCGAGAGGAUCUGCGACAUCUCCGAUCAUCUUAAGAUGAUUCUUAACGUCCAGGCCUGAUAUCCAAUCGUCGGCGACGAUGGCGGUGGUGGCAUUGGCGACGGCGACGAUCACGACGUCGACGUUUAUAUCGACGACGAAGCCGAUGGUCACCAUUUUAUGGAGGCGAUUAAUAAGAAGACAACGGCAGCGACGGACCCACAAGUACGCCAGUACGGACUCCUCCUCUACGACGUCCAACUUCUUCUUUAGUCUGAGACGUAAUACCUCCACCACGUUAACGAGUGACGCAACGUGGAGGUAUACAGUGAGAACGUGUGAUGAUGCGUGACUGAGUGUGAAAAAGUAAGUAAGUAAGAGAGAAAGAGAUAUAUAUAUACAGAACAUUGAUAAUGCUGAUGGAAACGUGUAUACUCGGAGGAGUCUUUACGACGAGGACGACGUUCACGAGGACCUCUUGAAGCUGCCGCCGUCCAUUACGGCCGCUAAAUCGCUCGCAAUACACACGCGACACGAUAUAUAUAUAUAUAUACCAUACGUAAAUGCGUUUAACGAUUCUACUACACGCCGUGUAUAAAGAUGUAAACUUAUGUAUUUUAGAUUAUCGUAUAAUUCACACUUCUAUCCACAUAUGACACAUACGCCGCGUACAUUCAUACACUCUUAACACUGACACUUAUACAUCAACAAAAUUUAUACACUCAUAUUACAACACGAUACAACACACCACGUACACGUUCUACUAUCGUACUACCGUAACACUCGAUACGAGAGCCAGGAAAACAAAGUGGAACCUGCUGGAUUCUCUAGAGUAACGAGCGCGCGCGUUCUCUGUAGUUUCUUUCUUUCUUUCUUUUUUUUUUAAUAAUUAAAUACACCCGUUAUUAGGAUAGUUUUUCGUCGCAUCAAAACUCCUGGCGAGAAGCGCCUAUAGUUCGUAACGCCCAGUUCUACUUGCAGCUGUAACUCUUUCUCUCUUUUUUUUUUUAUUUUCCAAUGGUUACGUAUUUUUCGCUCUAUAUUUAUCUUUCUUUUUGUCACGCCGUCUAAGCUCUGCAGUAAACAAUCGUUAUAAUACGUCGUAAAAGAUCGGGGCGAGAGAUCCAAUGGGAGGCUUAUCAUGAUGAUCCAUUUUUGUCCGGUUAACCAGCCUGGCUUUUUUUUAAUAUUACUUUUAUUAUCCAACAAUGAAUACCGGCAACUAUUAACGAGAGAGACUGCCAGUGCGAGAUUUUGCGCGAGGAGUACGAUAUGCAUGGAGAGCAGAAAGAGAGGAAGAGUGAUAAUGGCUACGGAACAUAACAAAGGCGAAUAACAGGGAACAGUGCGCGCGAGAUUUGAAAAAGAGAAUCCGCUGUAUAAAAAUUGCGAGCAAAUCCGUGUUCGAGUGGCGUUUGAGGUGAACAAGGGUUUAACGUUUGGAUAUUGGGUGGCCGUUCAGAGUGGUUAUUUCCGUUCGUGGGAAGAGAGCCAGGGGAAAAAAAUUGUAUAUAACGUCGCGGAUCGACGAGGGAAUAAAAAAAAAAAAAAA
Molecule: messenger RNA, 2920 nt
Organism: Cephus cinctus (wheat stem sawfly)
Lineage: Eukaryota; Metazoa; Arthropoda; Insecta; Hymenoptera; Cephidae
Product: proline-rich nuclear receptor coactivator 2
Exons: 1
Coding region: 1048-1449 (133 amino acids)
Cellular component (GO): nucleus
Source: RefSeq, a predicted model, not a curated record